Molecule: messenger RNA, 1629 nt
Organism: Procambarus clarkii (red swamp crayfish)
Lineage: Eukaryota; Metazoa; Arthropoda; Malacostraca; Decapoda; Cambaridae
Gene: Adss
Product: adenylosuccinate synthetase
Biological process (GO): IMP metabolic process; 'de novo' AMP biosynthetic process
Cellular component (GO): cytoplasm
Molecular function (GO): GTP binding; adenylosuccinate synthase activity
Source: RefSeq, a predicted model, not a curated record
CUUUGAACAAUUCGGAUGUGGCAACUGUGGAGAGAGAGAGAGUGAGAGUAGCGCCUCUCGUGCUGGACUCAACCAGUGAAGUUUCCACCGUGGACGAUGGCUGGUGUGAACGGCGUGCGGACGGAGUUGUCAAGGAAGCGGGUGAGAGCGGAGCCAUGCAACAAAGUGACAGUGGUCCUUGGAGCUCAAUGGGGCGACGAGGGUAAAGGCAAGAUGGUGGACAUGCUGGCGGGGUCAUCAGACGUGGUGUGCAGGUGUCAGGGCGGCAAUAAUGCUGGUCACACAGUUGUGAUUGGAGAAGCUGAGUAUGACUUCCAUAUUCUCCCAUCUGGUAUUAUCAACACUUCUGCUGUGUCUGUCAUUGGAAAUGGUGUUGUAGUGCACCUCGGACAAAUGUUUGAGGAGAUAGAGAAGAAUGAAGCUAAAGGGCUAAAAGAUUGGCAGAAACGACUUAUCAUAUCUGAUAGGUCCCAUAUUGUAUUUGAUUUCCACCAAAAUGUAGAUGGCUUGCAAGAGCAGGAACGUUCUAAGGAUUCUUCUGGAACUAAAACUUUGGGCACUACCAAGAAAGGUAUUGGCCCAUGCUACUCCAGUAAGGCUGGGAGACACGGUCUUCGUAUGGCAGAUCUUCUUGGAGACUUCAGUGUAUUUGAGCAAAGAUUGAGAGAUUUAGUUGAUUCACACCAAAGAAUGUUUCCUGAGCUGCAGGUAGAUGUUGAAGAGGAAGUCAGGAAGUACAAAAUUUAUGCUGAGCGAAUGCGUCCAUUGGUAGCCAAUGCACUUGCUUACAUUCACAAGUGUCUUAAGGAAAACAAGAAAGUGCUGGUUGAGGGAGCUAAUGCUGCGAUGCUGGAUAUUGACUUCGGUACUUAUCCAUAUGUCACCUCCAGUAAUUGCAGCGUUGGAGGGGUAUGUACGGGACUAGGCAUUGCUCCUCAGUACAUUGGUGAAGUCUAUGGGGUAGUGAAGGCCUAUACUACCAGAGUGGGUGUUGGACCUUUUCCCACUGAACUAGAUGAUGACACUGGAAAAUUACUGCAGUCUCGUGGUGCCGAGUAUGGAGUGACUACAGGGAGGCCAAGACGAUGUGGCUGGUUAGAUGUAGUGCUACUGGCUCACAGUAAUAUGGUGAAUGGUUAUACUGCUAUUGCUCUUACCAAGUUGGAUAUAUUAGAUGAGCUGAGAGAGAUCAAAAUUGGCAUUGGAUACAUUAGAAGAAAUGGAGAAAGAAUUGAACACUUCCCAGCAAACAUGAGUGAACUGGAGGACAUAACGGUUGAGUACAUCACUAUGCCAGGAUGGUUGCAAGAUACCGCUCAGUGCCGCACCUAUGAGGAGCUCCCAGAAAAUGCACAAAAUUACAUUGAAAAGAUAGAGGAGCUCAUCAAUGUACCAGUUAAAUGGAUUGGUGUUGGAAAAUCACGUGCCUCUAUGAUCACUGUCUUCUAGAAGUUUGACUCCUGCCAUCAAAAGAAAUUGGGGAAAUAGAAGCAACCAUGGAAAAUUAGUGUUACUGAAAAAAAAUAUCAAAUGUUUGCAUAUGCCUUAAACAGAUAGAAUAAUGUUUCGGCUAAGAGUUUCUUGUCCAGAAUUCUGUAUUGUAUAUUAUUAAAAACAAAUCAUAUUCAA